Messenger RNA from Solea solea (common sole), 3151 nucleotides. RefSeq names its product crooked neck pre-mRNA splicing factor 1 (gene crnkl1). The coding region runs from base 144 to 2453 and encodes 769 amino acids. The transcript is spliced from 14 exons. Gene Ontology annotation, molecular function: protein binding. The record is from RefSeq and is a predicted model, not a curated record. Gene Ontology annotation, cellular component: post-mRNA release spliceosomal complex; U2-type catalytic step 2 spliceosome; Prp19 complex. Lineage: Eukaryota; Metazoa; Chordata; Actinopteri; Pleuronectiformes; Soleidae. Gene Ontology annotation, biological process: spliceosomal complex assembly; mRNA splicing, via spliceosome.
AUGCCUUCUGGGUACUGUAAUGUCGGCCGUCGCUGGUGGAGCCUGAAACGUUGAGGAAACUCUACAAAAACGCGCGGUUCACGCGGGUUUUCUCCGUGUUUUGUGUGAAUCUUUCCGUCUUUUUUGUUGAGCCCACGGUCACGAUGGCGUCCACCGCUGCAGGGAAACAGCGGAUACCGAAGGUGGCGAAGGUGAAGAACAAAGCUCCUGCAGAGGUUCAGAUCACAGCUGAGCAGCUGCUGAGAGAAGCCAAAGAGAGGGAGCUUGAACUUCUGCCGCCGCCUCCGAAACAGAAGAUCACCGAUCAGGAGGAGCUGAAUGAUUACAAACUGAGGAAGAGGAAGAGUUUUGAGGACAACAUAAGAAAAAACCGCACGGUCAUCAGUAACUGGAUUAAAUACGCACAAUGGGAAGAAAGUCUGAAGGAGAUCCAGAGAGCUCGUUCCAUUUACGAGCGAGCGCUGGACGUCGACCACCGCAACAUCACCCUGUGGCUGAAAUACGCCGAGAUGGAGAUGAAGAGUCGGCAGGUGAACCACGCACGAAACAUCUGGGACAGAGCCAUCAUCAUCCUGCCACGUGUCAACCAGUUCUGGUACAAGUACACAUACAUGGAGGAGAUGCUGGGGAACGUGGCCGGCUGCAGGCUGGUGUUUGAGCGCUGGAUGGAGUGGGAGCCUGAAGAGCAGGCCUGGCACUCCUACAUCAACUUUGAGCUGCGUUACAAGGAGGUGGACAAAGCUCGCACCAUCUAUGAGCGAUUUGUCAUCGUUCACCCUGAAGUCAAGAACUGGAUCAAAUACGCUCGUUUCGAGGACAAGCACGGCUAUGUCGCUCACAGCAGGAAGGUGUACGAGAGGGCGGUGGAGUUCUUCGGAGAGGAAUACGUGGAAGAAAACCUCUUUGUGGCCUUUGCCAAGUUUGAGGAGACACAGAAGGAGUUUGAACGUGUUCGGGUGAUCUAUAAAUAUGCCCUGGACAGAAUCCCCAAACACGAGGCACAGGAGCUUUUUAAAAACUACACCAUGUUUGAGAAGAAGUUUGGAGACCGGCGGGGCAUCGAGGACGUCAUUGUCAGCAAACGGAGGUUCCAGUAUGAAGAGGAAGUCAAGGCGAACCCACACAACUACGACGCGUGGUUUGACUACCUGCGCCUGGUGGAGAGCGACGCCGACCCCGACACGGUGAGGGAGGUUUACGAGAGAGCCAUCGCUAACAUGCCCCCGAUCCAGGAGAAGAGACACUGGAGACGAUACAUCUACCUGUGGAUCAACUACGCUCUGUACGAGGAGCUGGAGGUCAAGGACCCUGAGAGAACGAGGCAGGUGUACAAAGCCUGUCUGGACCUCAUCCCUCAUAAAAAGUUCACGUUCGCUAAGAUCUGGUUGCUUUAUGCUCAGUUUGAGAUCCGACAGAAGAAUCUGCAAGGAGCCCGAAAGAUCAUGGGGACAUCGAUCGGCAAAUGUCCGAAGAACAAGCUGCUGAAAGGCUACAUCGAGCUGGAGCUGCAGCUGCGAGAGUUCGACCGCUGCAGGAAACUCUAUGAGAAGUACCUGGAGUUCACGCCAGAGAACUGCUCCACCUGGAUCAAGUUCGCCGAGCUGGAGACCAUCCUGGGGGACGUGGACCGGGCGCGCGCCAUCUUUGAACUCGCCAUCGGACAACCGCGCCUUGACAUGCCCGAGGUUCUGUGGAAAUCCUACAUCGACUUUGAGAUCGAGCAGGAAGAGUUUGGAAACACGAGGAACCUUUACAAGCGUCUGCUGCAGCGGACACAGCACGUCAAGGUCUGGAUCAGCUUCGCCAAGUUUGAGCUGUCCAUCGAGAGCGGCGAGCGGCUGCACAAGUGUCGCCAGAUCUACGAGGAGGCCAACAAGGGCAUGAGGAGCUGCGAGGAGAAGGAGGAGCGGCUGAUGCUGCUCGAGUCCUGGAGGGAGUUCGAGAGGGAGUUCGGUUCCGACACCACGCGAGAGAGGGUGAGGAAGCUGCUGCCCGAGAAGGUGAAGAAGAGGAGGAAGCUGACGGCCGAGGACGGGUCGGACGCAGGAUGGGAGGAAUACUUCGACUACAUCUUCCCCGAAGACGCCGCCAACCAGCCCAACCUCAAGCUGCUGGCCAUGGCCCGCAUGUGGAAGAAGAAGCAGGAGGACGCCGACGUUCCAGGGAACCAGAACGAUCCAGAGAACGAUCCAGGGGCUGAAGAACCGAUGGAGACGACGAGGUCGCCGCCCUCGUCCUCUGAGGAACCAGAGGCUGCUCCUGAAAAGCCGCCACAGAACGAGUCCAACGGAAACAUGGCGACAGAAAUGGAGCAGGGAAACACGCACGACGACCGUGACGACGCCGGCAGCAGCAGCAGCAGCAGCAGCGAGAGUGACAGUGAGGAGGAGGAGAAGAAGAAGAAGAAAGAGGAGCAGGAGGAAAGCAGGAGCAGUGUAGACGACAAAGAUUAGACUCAUCGCUCAGAUUAAACAUUCAUUUUUCUACACUUAUCUUUUAUUCUACGUUUUCUUUCAUACACACACUCGUCUCUUCAAAAUGGCCGCUCGUGUUUCGGCUCGAUUCAUAAUUUACAGGAUUUAAAGAAAAUGAACAUUUGUACAAACGGUGGCUCUCUGACCGUGUGACAGAACAGUCCGUCUGCUGAUGAAUGUCUGUCUUCCUGACCAUGUCAAGUUCAGUAUAUUUAAGAACUUAACCCCGGUUCUAAAGUGGAUCCAAAGCCCAGCUGUGCUCACAGCGCCCUCUGCUGGACCCGACAGUAAUGACUCCAGACACUGCUGCAUUUCUAAAGUGUGUUUUUAUAAUUCAAACUUGUUUUAAGAGUUGGAAUUUGAUCUUUUCUCCACCGUAAAUUAAAAAAGUGACAGCCCUGUGUGUGUGAUGAUGAUGAUGAUGAUGCGUCAGAGAGCCACACUGCUGUUAUUCGAUGUCCUCAGGUCUGACAGGAUGUGGCAGCGGGAUGAUGGACUUCUUCUCCGUGUCUCUGGACAGAGCUUUCCUCAUGUCUGCACACAGAGAGAGAAAAGACAAAGUAAAUCUGGGGGAACAGCGCCAUCCGCUGGUGGAGUUUGAGGUGAACACACACCUGGUCAGCUCUGAUGCAAACAGACUUUUGUCAAAGUUUAAUAAUAAAAAUGUUAAAACAGUA